Coregonus clupeaformis (lake whitefish) is the source of this 1948-nucleotide messenger RNA. Its product is annotated as serine protease HTRA3-like. The record is from RefSeq and is a predicted model, not a curated record. Gene Ontology annotation, cellular component: extracellular region. Gene Ontology annotation, molecular function: serine-type endopeptidase activity; protein binding. NCBI's taxonomy places the organism in Eukaryota, Metazoa, Chordata, Actinopteri, Salmoniformes, Salmonidae. Bases 1 to 1518 code for a protein of 505 amino acids. The transcript is spliced from 11 exons. Gene Ontology annotation, biological process: proteolysis.
AUGCGGGUGUUCCUGUUCGCGGCGACUGUAUUUUUCGCGCACCAGCUCACCGGGUCCGGUGCAGGUGCCGGUGCCGGCGCUGAGUCCCGCUCCAAAAAGUGUUCCUCCCCGUGCGACGUGAGCGCGUGUCCUAGUCCGAACUGCCCCAGCGGGUACGUCCCAGACCGGUGCAACUGUUGCCUGGUGUGUUCCCGGGGCGAGGGUGAACCCUGUGGCCGGAAGAACGACCUCCCGUGUGGUGACGGGUUGGAGUGUAGGUCCCCUAACGGUCCUGGUAAGGGCCAGUCGGGGACGCGGAGCUCCAAGCGCCGGCUGUGUCAGUGUAAGACGAGGUUUAAGGUGUGUGGUAGCGACGGAAAGACGUACGGGAAUGUGUGUCGGAUGAAGGCUGCCAGCCGGAAAGCUCUUCAGAAGGAAAGGGAGGACAUCACCCAAGCACACAAGGGCCCCUGUCCAGCAGGUCCUACUCCUGUCCAUCCCAACAGCCCCAGAUACAAGUUCAACUUCAUAGCUGACGUGGUGGAAAAGAUCGCUCCUGCUGUGGUUCACAUAGAGCUAUUCCUCAGACAUCCUCUGUUUGGUCGUCAUAUCCCUCUGUCUAGUGGUUCUGGGUUCAUCAUCAGCCACUCCGGACUCAUCGUAACCAACGCUCACGUGGUAAGCGCUGCUGCCACGGUAACGGGCCGACCACAGCUCCGCGUGCAGCUCCAUGACGGGGGAGCGUAUGAGGCCACGGUCCGGGACGUCGACAGGAAGUCGGAUAUCGCCACCAUCAAAGUCAACUCUCAGAAGAAGCUUCCUGUUCUGUCUCUGGGUCGGUCAUCUGAUCUGAGACCAGGAGAGUUUGUGGUUGCCAUCGGCAGCCCCUUCGCACUCCAGAACACCGUUACCACGGGGAUUGUUAGCACGGCCCAGAGAGAUGGGAAGGAGCUGGGCAUCAGAGACUCAGACAUAGACUACAUUCAGACUGACGCUAUCAUCAACUAUGGUAACUCAGGAGGACCUCUGGUUAACUUGGACGGGGAGGUGAUAGGCAUCAACACUCUAAAGGUGACAGCAGGAAUCUCCUUCGCCAUUCCUUCAGACCGGAUCAGACGCUUUCUCACUGAGUCACAGAACAACAAACACAGUGCAGGUAACCACAGAAUGCUGAGUGGUCAUUACCGUAUUCCAGAACCCCAGUCAGAUGCAGUAAUGACAGGAGUGAAGAAGAAGCGUCUGAUAGGCAUUAUGAUGCUCCCAAUCACAGAGGGUCUGGUGGAAGAGUUGAAGAAGCAGAAUCCUGACUUCCCUGAUGUCACCAGUGGAGUGUUGGUCCAUCAGGUUAUACCGGACUCCCCCGCACACAGGGGCGGGAUUGAGGCUGGUGACGUCAUCCUCAAGGUGAACGGCCGGCCACUCAGGACCACCGACGAGCUGCAGGGGGCGUUGCUAGGCGACGGGCCCCUCCUCCUGGAGGUUGGUCGCGGAUUGGACGAGCUGCUUUUCAACAUAGAGCCCCACGUCGUCAUGCAGUGAAGAUGAGCAGUAAUGCACCAUGGAAAUGGAGUUUGAAUUAUUUGUUAUUUUUAUGCAGGUUUGAGGUCAAUUCCAAUUAAAGGUAGUCUAUUCAGGAAGUGAUUUGAAUUUAAACUUCAAUAAUUGAGCGUAAAAAAAAAAAAAAUAGCUUUUACUUUUCAGUUUAUUGAGAAGUCAUUGAAAAUAGCUGGCCUUUUUUUCAAUUAUUGAAUUGGAAUUUAAGUUUACUACAUGAAUUGACUGCCUUCAGUUGGAAUUCAGGCCAACCCUGUUUUAAUGUUAUGUGUUUUGACUGUGUUCUUUGUUGUGACUGGGCUGGACUCACUACAGAUGUACCGUCUGCAUCCCAAAAUCUGGGUACCCUAUCCCCUACAUAGAGCCCUAUCCCCUACAUAGAGCCCUAUCCCCUACAUAGAGCCCUAUCCCCUAC